Molecule: messenger RNA, 981 nt
Organism: Fraxinus pennsylvanica
Lineage: Eukaryota; Viridiplantae; Streptophyta; Magnoliopsida; Lamiales; Oleaceae
Source: the annotation of a GenBank genome assembly
AUGGGAAGGUCCCCUUGCUGUGAUGAAAGUGGCCUCAAGAAGGGUCCCUGGACCCCUGAAGAAGAUGACAAGCUCAUCAAACAUAUCCAAAAACACGGCCAUGGCAGCUGGAGAGCCCUGCCCAAACUUGCUGGUCUGAACAGAUGUGGAAAGAGUUGCAGGCUCCGUUGGACAAAUUACUUGAGACCGGAUAUCAAAAGAGGAAAAUUUUCUCAAGAAGAGGAACAAUCGAUUCUCAACCUCCAUGCCAUCCUUGGGAACAAAUGGUCUGCUAUUGCAACUCACCUGCCCGGAAGGACUGACAAUGAGAUAAAAAACUUCUGGAACACUCAUCUGAAGAAGAAGUUGAUUCAGAUGGGGUUUGAUCCAAUGACUCACCGGCCGCGGACCGACAUCUUUUCAAGCUUGCCUCAUCUCAUAGCCCUGGCCAAUCUCAAAGAACUCAUUGAAAACCCUUCAUGGGAGGAUCAGGCCAUGAGAUUUCAGACAGAAGCUGUCCAAAUGGCCAGAUUGAAUCAGUACUUGCAGUAUCUUCUUCAACCUCAAGCUUCCAUGGCAGCUACUUUCCCAAACAAUCUAAGCACCAUCAAUACAAACAUGGUGUUAAACACACCCUAUCUGGAACUACCCACCCCACCCCCCUCUCUUGCCAAUUACAAUACAAAUUACCAGGCAAUUAAUGAUUCAAUCCCUUUCUCCCAUAUGCCUGAUUUACAAGCCCCAUGCAGCCUUCAGACACCUUUGAACGGGGACAUGGUUCAGGCCAGCUCUCAUUUUGCAGUUCUUAAUCAAGGUGAAAAUUCACCUUCUUCUCCAUGGCUUCCUCCAACAAUCUCUCCUACUCCAUCUCCAGCUGCCGCCCAACCAAUGGCUGAGACUUCCAACACUAAUACUGGAGAUGCUUGUAGUACUUCUAGCUAUGGAGGAGCUCCAUUGUGGUCUGAACUUCUUGAUGACCCUAUAUUUCAUGAGAUUGCUUAG